ACAUUCAGCCGGCAUCAUACAUAGGGACCUAAAGCCAAGCAACAUAGUUGUGAAGUCCGACUGCACGCUGAAAAUCUUGGACUUUGGACUGGCGAGGACGGCAGGCACUACGUUCAUGAUGACGCCGUACGUGGUGACCCGCUACUACCGCGCGCCAGAGGUCAUCCUCGGCAUGGGCUACAAGGAGAACGUGGACAUCUGGUCGGUCGGCUGCAUCAUGGGCGAGAUGAUCCGCGGCGGUGUCCUCUUCCCCGGCACCGACCAUAUAGACCAGUGGAAUAAAAUAAUAGAGCAAUUGGGUACGCCCUCUUCAGACUUUAUGAUGAGACUGCAGCCAACUGUCCGAAACUAUGUUGAGAAUCGACCCCGAUAUCAAGGUUUCUCCUUUGAAAGGCUCUUCCCUGAUGUUUUAUUUCCGUCUGAUUCUUCCGAGCACAAUAAACUCAAAGCGAGUCAAGCGCGAGACCUGCUUUCGAAGAUGCUUGUGAUCGACCCCGAAAGGCGGAUAUCUGUAGACGAUGCACUCAUGCACUCCUAUAUCAAUGUGUGGUACGACGAAGGAGAGGUCAAUGCUCCGGCGCCGGGGCCGUACGACCACUCGGUGGACGAGCGCGAGCACACAGUCGAGCAGUGGAAGGAGCUGAUCUACCAGGAGGUGAUGGAGUACGAGGUCAGCCACAACGCUGCCUCCACGCCGCACCGCCCCAAUGCCAACGCCUCCGCCUCCGCCCCCGACGAGCCGCCCGAGGCCGCAUCCCCGCCCCCCACCACCCGUCGGUAACUCCCACUCCCCCAGACGGUUGUUUCCGGUUUUGUGGUUGGCCUGCUUGCUCGCUAUCUUUCUCUCUCACUCUCUCUCUGUCACCAAGCUAUCAUGAGCUUAUCUUCUUCAAAAUAACUUGUUAUUUUUUUAUAUCGCUGUAACUGUUACAUUUUUCAUGGUUGCUAUCAGAACCGUUUUUUAUACUUGAUAUAACCAAAUACUUGAUAGUUUUUAAUGUGGCGCUAUGGAGUGCAUCUGUGUGACGAACGUUAUCCUAUUCAAAGUUCGCUUUCUUAGGGUGUGAUCACAUUAGAACAGUUAGCAUACUUCAUCAUCUACAGAUCGUUCAAAUAGUAGGUAGCCUACUCUAGUAGAUCAACUGCUCACUUAUCGUUUUUAGUUCUAACUAUGGCAGUAACCUUAUUGUUAUCAAGAUAAAAUAUAGCAUUGGAUCAUUGUUGGGUUGAGGCAACAAAUCGUGUUAAAGUUUGAGCCUUGGGUGUGAUCACAUUAGAUGCGUAUAUUAUGUGCAACUGCAAAUCGAAUCAUGCCUUUCAAAAAUUGCCAUUGAAAAAACACGUUGUGACUUGCAUGUAGCUGCUCACACUGAAUGCAACUAGCAAGUGCAAGCUUUCAGUGUGAGUGUUCCUAUUGCUCUUCCCAGGUUUUGUUUCUAUCUGCACGCUUGGUCAAAUGGUCACACAUAACCAAGCUUGCACUUGCACAUAUACGGAUCUAAUGUGAUCACACCCUAAGGCUCGAACUUUGAACACGAUUUGUAGCCUUGACCCAACAAUUAUAAUAUGUUCUGAUAAGAAUAAGGUUACUGCCAUAGUAAGAACUAAAAACGAUCAGUGAUCAGUCUAGUAGGCUACCUACUAUUUAAAUAAUCUGUACCGUAUAUGAACUAGAUUGACUAACUGCUCUAUCCUCUUGUUACUAGCCGAGUUCUUGCAGUUUCUCAACAUGAGAGCUACUCCUUUGCUAGGCUGCAUCUAUACCACUUCGAGCUUUGAUCACAUAUUUGUAGGCAAUAGAGGAGGAAAAUGACAGAAUAACUAUCAAAUCCAUAAUUUUCCGGUUUGUGCUGCAUAGAAAAAUGGCCCUUGAAGUGUUUUAUUAAUAUUUCCGUUUUAUGAUACUGUAGAAAACCAAUAUUAGUGAGAAUUAUGAAAUCCAUCGUCCGUAACUAGGUAACUUAAUUCUUGAAACAAAAUAUUAGAUUUUAUAGCUGACAUAAUUCAUCCACCUUGAAUAAUUAUUGUAGGACGAUAUACUAUCGAUAGGAUUAUACGUUGAGGUAUCUAUCAUGUGUGAUAGAUCUAUACUUUCAAAUUUUUUGAGAUCAAGUUUGUUUUAUUUGAGAUUUUUUUUUAUAUCUAAUGAUAAUAAUACUGUCCCGCCACAGUAAUUUGGGUGGUUCUAAUCAAUAAGCAAGUUGAUUAAACUCCAUCAGAAACUUUAGUAAAAAACAAAAAUUAUCAUUUAAUUCUUAGCAUUUAUUAGAAUAAUACUAAUAAAGACGAUUUCAUCGCCUUUAUAAGUAGUAGUUCCAAUAAUUACCUUUCGCACAUAAAUACUAUAUACGAAGAAACUUCGGAACUUAAAUUAUUACCUGAUAAUUUAAAUGUGAAAGAUACAUAGAGGUAAUGUGACUAAACAUGUGCAAUGACUUCACGUUUUAUUUUUUUAAUUUUAGACUCUGAAUCUGUUUAGAUGUACUCAUUUUAUUGAGUAUUGAUUUUUUUCAAGUUUUAUUUAUUAUUUACUCAUAUUUAUUUGAUCAGCUUAUGACUUUUUACUCACACACUAUUUAUGUGGGUAUUUCAGUCAAUUCAUUGACAAAUAGGUUGCCAAUGACUUCGAGGUCUUGAAGGAAUGAUCCAAAAAGUCUGGACAAGGUUGGCAUGAAUGUUUACCAUUUUAAAACAAUUAUAAAGGCAAACCGCUUUAAAACUAUCUUCAUUUACUGUUUUAGAGUUUUCACUUCUUGAUUCUUGAUCUGUCGUGGAAUUUAUUAAAAAUUCCACUCUUACUUGUGAUCCUCUAUAAAAUUGUUGGCCACCUUUUUUCCUGGCUACAACUUAUAACGCCUUUGUAUUUUACUUGAAGGUUUUUGAAUUUCUCCCUAUUCUUAUUAAUUUUCAGUACUGUUUGUAGUAUUUAAUUAAGUGCCAUUUCAAUAGUUUAAAUACUAUUUCUAUUCACUGUACUGAGGCUAAGAGGUAUUAGUUACAAGUGUGUUUCUCAAAGUUCAAUAAUAAUAUUGUAGGUCAACUACAAAACAUGGAAAUCAAAUAUUACUCAAAGUACAAAACCUGAAGUGUGUAAAAAAGAAUAGGUUUACUUGAUCGGAUGCAAUACAAUGUGCUGCUUGGUAGCAUAAUAUGAAUCUUGGAUUCAGGUUGGAGAAAAAUGAUAGUUUGGCGCAACUCAUCAGCUCACAGAAUACUAUGUUAAAGCAAUGAUAUACAAUAUUAUUCAUCAAUUGUGAAGUGUUAUGUGAUAGAAGUCGAAUAAAGUCUAUGAUACAAUGCUUUUUUACUGCUACCUGAGUUUUGCUAACGAGACGAUUCAUCUUAGAACAAUCAUUUCACAUAGAAUGUUGAUACUAGUUAUUAUUAUCAUAAUGAUAAUUGUGAUCCAUGUAGUUUAUACGAGUAAUAAUAAUAAUAUAGCAUUAAAUAAUCAUAAGAACCCUUCAGAAUGGUUCUUAGCUUGAUAUUGGUAAGAAUCUCAUAUUUAUUCUGAUUUUCUCUUUCCAAUUCAUUGCCUAUUAUAGUCUUAACAAAUUGAUUGUUUGUAAUGUAGACUUCAUGCAUAUUCUGUGUAUUUCCAAUAGAUCCAUCCUAAUUCAAAACACAUUAAUGAAUGCUUUUCUCAUUCGAAUUCAUAGAUCUGAAUUAGAUUCUUUGGAAUUGUCCAUUCUCUUUUAAAACCAUGAAAUAAGAUUCUCAUUUUUGUCUGUGUUAUAUAUGUGUUGCCAUAAUUCAUCAGCCAAUGAUUAAUUUGAAUUUAUAUUAAUAUCUUAUUUCAAUUGUAAUUGUUGUUCAUCAAGUAAUCUUUUAUAUUGUAUUUAGGUGAGAGCUUUGUGAAUGAAUAUAAUGACACUAAUUAGUAACGACUGCGAGUGAAUUUUCCAAUAGUUCAAUUUACGUAUUGGUUUUUCUAGUCAUUGCUUUAACUCGAUAGUUCAAUAAAAAAAUACUUGUAAUAAUAAUUAAGCAGUAAUGUUAUAUUGUGUCUAGUAAGGUAGUACACAUAGUUGAGGCAAAUGUUAGUGGAAUGUAUUUUAUUUUAUGUUAGUCUGUAUCAUCACCAUUAAUACUUAUUUAUUUAUAAAAUACAAUUUGUGUAUAAAUGUAUAUAAAGACAUAUACAAUAUAUUUUAAUAGCCCUAUUAUAAUAGUAUAUGAUUGAAUACCCAUUGUCAACGUAAUGAAUGUUAAAAAACAUCUACAUUUGUCGCUCAAAUGUUUGUAUUCUAUCUUGUGGGGUUUGCUUGAAAUUUUCUAUUUCAAUUAUAUUUUGUGUUUUAAUUUGACGAAGAAAAUUCUUGCGAUAAAAUUUCACAUUAUUCACAGAGUACAUGCACUUAUAUCAAUUGAAAAUGUACUGCGAGUAAAUAGUUGUAUUUGAAAAUCGGAAUUGAUAUUCUUAGGUCUGUAACAUUUAAUUCUACAUGAUUUAUGUUUAUUUUGAAAUUGCAAUACUUAAUUAAUUGUGAAAGCUUUGUUCAAUUUAUUCUGAAUCAAAAUAAAAACCAACUACUGUCAAAAUAAAUCAAGUUUGUAUUUUACAUUGUACACACUAAAAUGUAUUUCCUCUCUAAAACCCAUACUAAAGGGUAUUGUUAACUAGAGAUAUUUGAUUAAAUCGAAUUUUCUCAACUUUAAAAAUUUAGCACAUUAUCUGCCAACAUUAGCUCUACGGUUGCAUAGCAAUUUAAAACGUAUAUUUCCAAAAUUUACCAAACAUUUCACAGCACAAAUUAAAUUGAAAAUACCUUAUUUAUUGUUAUUCAGUAAAAAAAUGUUCAUAGAUUAGGUACAAUUGACAAUAACUGUUCAGUUUGAUGUAGUUGUUUUGAACCAAGCCAGGUAUUUGGCGCUAAUUUGAAAUGACACUAUAAGUUGAAUGUUUCUUCGUCUUAUUCAAUUCAAGCUGAUAGAGAAGUAUUUCUCUAGCCUAUAACGCUAAUGAAGCUUCACUUCAAUCUCUCUUUAUUUAAAUACUAAUUUCAUUCAAUGUUUCUGCAUAUGGAAAAAUUCCAAACUGAAUCUCAAAUGAAAUUUCAAUAUUUUCUUUGUAUACUUGUAUGGCUUUGCGGAAAACAUGCAAGACUUUAAUACGAAUGCGUGAAUGGAUUACUGUCCGUUGACUAUUCGAACAAGAGAUGAGCUGGAGCUGGUCACUCCUCAUUAUUUUUUAUAAACUCCGAUUGUAGUGUGUUAUUCUAGUAGAAUCAAAAUCAAACCAGGGAAUUCUGCAGUAUGAAUGUUCUAUUGUCAACGUAUUCAAACUUUCAAUUUCUCAAAAAGAAUACUUUGACAGCUCAACUCUGGAGUUUAAGCAAAUGAUUCGACCUGAGCACAGCGCCCUUGUGACUGGAACACUGCACUAUUUGUGCUCUGCUCAAAACUUUGCUACACUUUUUAUUCAUCAACUGGCUAUUUAGCUUUUCAAUAAGCAACAUUUCAAAACUCUAUAGGGCAUGAGAAACAAAUGAAUAAUACUCCAUACGCAAUUUGCAAUACUUUCUAUAUAAUUACUGUUGUAUUUCUACUGUAUGUAGCUCCUAAGUUCAGAAACUACCGUACUGGAUAAGUUAUUUGAGUGCAAUAAUAUAUAAUAGAGUAGUAAAUCACCUUUAUAACUCAAUUUUAGCAUAUUCUAUCCUAUCUAUACCAUAAUUCCGCCAUGAAACCUAUCCUAUGUAUAUUUAUAUUAUUGUUUGUAAAUUGUAAUAAUGUAACUGUAUUGUAUAUAAUUAUACUGUGAUUUUGAUUAAAUUAUCCACUCUUAACUCUUAUUACGGUGCAUUGGAACCAUCAUCAAUAUGUUAGUUGAGAGUUGAUUGUGUGUUGUAUCAGGAUUUAACGAAAUUUAUGUAGUAAAUUGUAGUCUAUUCAUAAUUUUAUCAAAAUAUUUUCUUGUUUCCCUCUAAUGGCAUGAUGUAGGCCUAUGUGGACUUGU
Molecule: messenger RNA, 5959 nt
Organism: Nilaparvata lugens (brown planthopper)
Lineage: Eukaryota; Metazoa; Arthropoda; Insecta; Hemiptera; Delphacidae
Product: stress-activated protein kinase JNK-like
Exons: 5
Coding region: 116-781 (221 amino acids)
Biological process (GO): protein phosphorylation; JNK cascade
Cellular component (GO): nucleus; cytoplasm
Molecular function (GO): ATP binding; JUN kinase activity
Source: RefSeq, a predicted model, not a curated record